Messenger RNA from Paramecium tetraurelia, 1097 nucleotides. RefSeq lists its product as uncharacterized. Lineage: Eukaryota; Ciliophora; Oligohymenophorea; Peniculida; Parameciidae. The transcript has 4 exons. The record is from RefSeq and is a predicted model, not a curated record.
AUGAAUCAUAUUAUUCAACAACCAAAGACAGUCCAAAAGUAGAAGAAACCUUCCAAUGUUGUAUCAAAACAUCCAGAAAUUCAGUCAAACAAGACCCUUGACGAUUUAAGAAACAAGGAAUGGAGUGUAGCCAUCCAGAAAGAAAUCGACCUAUUCGAAUAGACUAUCCAUGAAGUUGAAGCCUUAUUCAAGGAGGCAUCUACAUCCUAACAUUUAGUAAGUUUAGGAACUUUUAAAUUGGUUCAAGAUGAAUACGAAUUCUCAGCCUAGAAAUUGCAGCACUUGAGAGAGACACUUGCAAAGUAUUCUGAUGAUCGCUCUAAAUACCAUCAAAACAAAUAGAAAUUGAAGGCUUUGACAAAUAAAUAAGAGAAAAGUGCUGAGGAUAAUGAAGCCAUAUCAAAGAUUACAAAGGACCAAUAAAAUUUCAAAUACACCAUCAUGAAUUAAAGAGACAGGAUCCAAUUCCAACUUGGAGUUGCUUCAAGAGUGCUCACCCUCAUCCAAGCCUAUAUUAAAUUGAAGGAUUAAUAUUAAAAUUAACAGGAAUUACAAAGACACAGAGAUUACAUCCUUUCGAAGAUAGACAAGAUCAAGAAGACAGAGGAGAAGCAUACCAAGAAGAUUGAAAGACAUUACAAUAGAAUAUAGGUUGAAGAUCCUGAUGCUCCUGAAGAAAUUGAAGUUGAAGAAGAAGAAAGUGAAGAAGAGUAAGUUGGUGAAGAAUCUAACACAGCGAGAGAGGACUUAUUAAAGUUGUGCGAUAGUGUGGUUUCUUACCUCUAAAAGUUCGAGAAAAAAGAAGGAAAUCAAUUCAUAUAACAUGAUUUAACUACUUUCCAAUAUUUUGAUUAAAUUAAAGUGGCUGCCCCAUUUUAUCUAAAUUAAAUUGAUGUGGCUAUUGAUUUGAUUAAAUCCAAAAGGUCAUUUUAUGAGAAUGCCCCUGAAACUGAAUUUACCAAAAAAGAGCCAUAAUAAGUCGCCUAGUAAUAAUAAUAGAAGGUGGAUGUUACCAACGAGUAGGAGUUUCCUAAAUUAUCAUGAGAGUAUUUAUUAUCGUAUAAAAAACACAUAAAUCCGACAUAAUUAUGACCAAA